This is a messenger RNA of Rotaria sp. Silwood2, 309 nucleotides long. Lineage: Eukaryota; Metazoa; Rotifera; Eurotatoria; Philodinida; Philodinidae. The record is from the annotation of a GenBank genome assembly.
AUGUCUUUGGCCAUGGAUAAAAUUCUUAUUAGUCUUGGUCUUGUCCUCUUAUUCACUUUGCUCAUCGGUAUACGUGCUGGUUCAGCUAUCGAUGUUGCUUAUCCCGAUCGUUUUCCUCAAUUAAAUGAAGACCAAAAUUUUGGCGAUGAUAUUCAUUAUUUGGCUAAACGACGUUUUUUACCUACGCGACGUGAAUUAUAUCAAUAUGUUAACGAUGAUUUCAGUAGUGAAGAUGAUGAAGAAGAUUCAAAUUUCAAUAGAAAACGGUAUUUUUUGAAAUCCAAACGUUAUUUUCUUAAUAGAAAAUGA